AUGGCCUACUUCAAUCCAGUGCCCAAACUCUACAGAUCUGUAAUUGAAGAUGUAAUUGAAGGAGUGCGGGAACUAUUUGCCGAAGAAGGCAUCGAAGAACAAGUUUUAAAAGACUUGAAGCAGCUCUGGGAAACCAAAGUUUUGCAAUCUAAAGCAACAGAAGACUUCUUCAGAAAUAACAUCCAUUCACCUUUGUUCACUCUUCAAAUGCCACACAACUUUCACCAAACGUUGCAACCCACAGCAUCAUUAGUUAUUCCUGCUGGUAGAACCCUUCCAAGUUUUGUCCCAGCAGAACUGGGUACCUCGGGCUCCAGUGCCAACUUUGCUUUUCCUGGCUAUCCUAUUCAUGUACCAGCAGGUGUGACGCUGCAGACUCCAUCUGGUCACCUUUAUAAGGUGAAUGUACCAAUUAUGGUGACCCAGACUUCAGGAAGAACAGGCGUUGUCCAGCCUCCUGUCCAGCAAGUGUUUCAGCAACUGGGGCAGCCUUCCAUCAUACAGACCAGUAUCCCACGGCCAAAUCCAUGUUCUAUCCAAGCCACUCCUGACAAGCAACAGAGAGUGGAAACUGUGCUGCAUCAACCCACAAUUCUCCAUUCUGUUCCUAUAGAUAGGAAACAACUAGAAACCACCACCAGCAGUCUCCUUGUAUCUCCUGGCAAUGAGCAUAAAGUCAGGUCUGAAGCUUUUCUGAGUCAGCAGGAAAGCUCCCAGUAUAUGGGUCUUCGAGGUCCUGGAUUUCCUUCGCAAGUGUCUCAAACAGAUUCUAAGGUGGAGCCAGUACUCAGAGUGUCAGCUAACAUGACACAAAACCUACAUGGCGGGCUCUCCCUGGGCCCCCCUGGGGCUCCCUGCCACUAUGUGACUGACGCCAGGCUUUAUGGUAUUAACAGUAGGAUGUAUGGAUGCGACUCUAUAACACAGCCAAGAAAAGUAGAGGCGGCCGGCGGCUUACCUGUAUCGGAGAAGAAUUCACCUUCUCAGAUGAAUUUGAGCAUUCGGGUAGCUGAUGAUGAUGUUAAUGAAAUAAUUCAAAUAGAUGGGACUGGUGAUAUGUCUUCUACCGAAGAAAUAAAAAGUAUACGAGAGGUCGACAAUGAAUUUCUGGGGGUUAUUGACACAGGAGAUCUAAAGGUGCUUGAAGAAGAAGCAGACAGUGUAUCCAAUGAAGAGUCCACUACAAACAGUAGUGAUAAUGAAGACUCUCAGAUAGACGUCAUGGAGGAGGAUCCUCUAAAUUCAGGAGAUGACGCUAGUGAGCAGGAUGUGCCAGACCUGUUUGACACGGAUAAUGUAAUUGUCUGUCAGUAUGAUAAGAUUCAUCGAAGCAAGAACAAAUGGAAAUUCUAUUUGAAAGAUGGUGUUAUGUGUUUUGGAGGGAGAGACUAUGUAUUUGCAAAAGCCAUUGGUGAUGCAGAGUGGUAA
Dipodomys ordii (Ord's kangaroo rat) is the source of this 1428-nucleotide messenger RNA. It is a transcript of the gene Gtf2a1l, whose product is annotated as general transcription factor IIA, 1-like. Gene Ontology annotation, biological process: transcription by RNA polymerase II; transcription initiation at RNA polymerase II promoter. The record is from RefSeq and is a predicted model, not a curated record. NCBI's taxonomy places the organism in Eukaryota, Metazoa, Chordata, Mammalia, Rodentia, Heteromyidae. Bases 1 to 1428 code for a protein of 475 amino acids. Gene Ontology annotation, cellular component: transcription factor TFIIA complex. The transcript has 9 exons.